AACGAGCAAAGGAGAGUUGUGUUGGCGGGUUGCCCGGCUGCAUGGGCCAGUGGCGCGGCGCUGUGCUGCUUGUGGGCUUCAUCCUAUGUGCAAGCAGACGCUCUUCGCGCGAGUGGGGCUUCCUCGCCAAGGUGGCGAGGUCUUGUUCUUGGAUUGCGAUGACUGCCUUUAUCAAAAUAACUGGACUACAGCCGAUAAGCUGACGGAAAGCAUUGCUCACUACACUGCACGUCUUGGUGUGAGCGAGAAGAAGGCCUAUGAUUUGUAUCAGGAGUAUGGCACAGCCCUAAAGGGGCUCCUGGCUGAGAAGAUCCUGGACAGGGAGGGCGCGGAAGUGUACUUGCAAGAAGUGCACAAGAUCGACCUUUCUGACAUCGCUGCGGACCCGCGGCUGGCGCAGAUGCUGCGCAGUCUGAGGUGCCCCACCUGGAUCUUCACCGCCUCGACGAGGGAGCAUGUGAAGAGAUGCAUCCGGCAGCUCGGGUUGCCCCAGUUCGAGGUCAUCGACACCAGGGCCUGCAGGCUGGAGACGAAGCACAGCCCCAGCAGCUUCCAGGUCGCCAUGAAGGAAGCAGGUGUGCAUCGGCCUGAGUGCUGUAUCCUCUGCGACGACAGCGUGAAGAACAUCCGGGCCGCCAAAGCCAUGGACUGGCGCACGGUGCUGGUGGGCCUCCGCUGCCGCGAGAGACGGAAGGAGAUCUGCUGCGAGGAAGCGGACUUCCACAUCCGCACUAUCCACCAGCUGCCGGCUGUGAUGCCGGAGCUGUUUCUUUGGGAGUCGGAGGCCAGCGACGGGGCAGGCCUGGCGGCCCUGUGGAUGACCUCCUCUCAGAUCCUAGGCAUGCUGGGGGCCUUUUCUCCCUGCCGAGGUUUCAGCCAAGCUCGGCUGGCAGAGAGCAGACUCUACAGCAAGAAGUGCUUCUUGCCCGUGCCCAUUGAGCUGCUGCUGCUGAGCACCGGCUGUCAGAUCGCAGGUGGCCCAACUCCGGCGCUGUGGGCCUGUGGCUGCUGCUUCUGCUGCACAGCGCUGGCGCUGGCGCUCCAAGGAUACGCCUGGAGUGCCUGGAGCUGCCAGCUGCUGCUGCGGCCCUGGUGGGACCCGGAGGGCUGCCCGGUGCCGGGGGCGCCCCUGGCCUCCGCGCUGCUGGCGGGGAGCCUCUGCUCCUGGCUGCCCUUGCGGCGCCUGAGCCGCCCCAAGUGGCUGCUGGCGGUGUGGGUCUCAGCUGCGGCGCCGCAGCUUUGGGCGGCGACCCGCCAGGUGGAUUCCACCUGGCUGUGGCCGGCCGCGCUUUUGGUGGAUCUUCUGCUGGGCGUGGGGGCCCGGCCAAAAGGCGCUUGUGUCUCCACUGCAGCCGAGAAGCAAUCACCAAGCUGGCGGGCAGGCGCUCUGGCAGACCUGCUGGCUCUGGCGCUGGUGGUUGUGCUGCUCGCGGAGCCGCCGGUCCCAGAGCCGCCUGGAGAACAUGGCGGGGCCUGA
Molecule: messenger RNA, 1477 nt
Organism: Effrenium voratum
Lineage: Eukaryota; Dinophyceae; Suessiales; Symbiodiniaceae
Source: the annotation of a GenBank genome assembly